UUGCUAAAUCGCUCCCAAAUUAAGACGCACAACAACUGUUUUCAUUAUUGCCACGGUGUCCGGUAUGAACGGUUCACGGAACAAACCGGCGCCGACAGUCAGCAAAGGUCAGACGGACUCGGACACCGGCUCGGAGGCGAACCACAGGGACCGAAAGACUGGAGGAGGAAUGCUGAAGAAGCUGAAGUCGAGGCGCAGUCAGACGGAUAAGUGGCCUGUGGUCACAGAGGAUGAACUCCGGGCUCUGGGAAAGGAUAUUUCCCCGGACCAUGUCCUGGGUCUCCGGGCUGUCACGGAGGACUAUCUUUGCAAACCCGAGGACAAUAUCUACAACAUCGACUUUACACGGUUCAAAAUCAGAGAUCUGGAGACGGGAACAGUGCUGUUUGAGAUCGCCAAACCUCCAAACAGCGGUCCUGUGGAGGGUGAGGACGACAGUGGAGAUGUAGACACCAGUGCAGGUCGCUUUGUGCGAUAUCAGUUUACACCAGCCUUCCUAAAACUGUGUACUGUCGGUGCAACUGUGGAGUUCACAGUGGGCGACCGGCCCAUUAACAGCUUUCGUAUGAUUGAGAGGCAUUACUUCCAGGGACGCCUCCUCAAGAACUUUGACUUUGACUUUGGUUUCUGCAUUCCCAACAGCCGCAACACAUGUGAACACAUUUAUGAGUUUCCACAGCUUCCAGACGACCUCAUUCGCCAAAUGGUGGCACACCCUUACGAGACCAGAUCGGACAGUUUCUACUUUGUGGACAACAAGCUCAUCAUGCACAACAAGGCAGACUAUGCCUACAAUGGUGGUCUGUGAUACCUGAAGGGAAGAAUGUGCAAUACUUCCUAGAGGAUUGAUUUCCUGGGUUACAACCAUCCAAAAGCUUCUCUCUGGGGGGCAGAAGUAUUCCUGCGACUGUUACGACGUUCUUCAGAAUCAGCGAACCACAUCUGCCUUCACAUCAGGACCUCAUGGAGCUCAGUUUCUGGGACUCUGAAUGAUGUUUUGUUACAUAAUUCUGUUAAAUCUGACUGAAACCUUUUUGUUCUGAUGUUCAGUUAGUAGAACAACCAUCAUGUUACUUCUCAAACACUUGAGGGUUACCAUGGCAACAACAGAAGCUUCGAAGCAUCCAGGUCAGCCUUCCUCUUAUGCCUUAAGUUUCUUGCCGUCUCUGCUGGAAAGGGACACUUGGAGUCACAGGCCUCUCAUGGCAGAGCCUGUAGACUGUUAGUUAGGACUUCAUUUAGUUCAGUAUAUAGAUGUUAUCAGAUGUUUGUUUGAAAUACCUUCUGCAGUUGACAAUUGUGUUUCCCAUAUGGAGAAGCGAGCAUUAACUAGAUGUUUUACAGUAUUGUUAUUCAUAGAGGACCGUGUAGCACUAGUUGACAUUGUUUGCUAUCAGCCGUGAGUCUCUGGGGCUUUUUGUGUCACAUAUUUAAGCUUCAUGUCGACAUUAGGUUGACUCCUCUAGUCUUUAAUUGAAGAACAGCAUAAGCUCUAAUAUUUGCUACGAUUUUAUGACAAGAAGUUUUACAACAUCAGUGGCUGUCGACUGGGAAUCGACUGUUCUAUCAAACUGUGUGACCUCUGCACUCUGGGACACGUGAAAAAGACAAGACAGCAGCAGAAUCGGAGUUAUCUGAGUCCAUCUCUAAAACGGCUUGUCCUCCAGUGUCCAAUCACAUUUAGCCCUUUGAGAUCUUUCUGGUUUAUUUGGCAUGACAGCACUGUGAAUCAGGCUCUUUGGCCAGCGGUGUGGCACACUUAUUAAACUGGUGUAUCUUCUGCUGCUCAGGUUCUAAAUCUGCCAAUGAAACAAGUAGCACGCAUGACAGUACUGAGUGAUGUAGCUUAUGUAGCUGAUGUAGUUUAGUGAGGCAGUGGGGUAGACAGAAGUGGACCCUUUUCUUCCUCUGUUCAUGGAAACCAGAUUUAACGACUAUGCCGGUGGUUUUAGCCCAUUUACUACAAACUGAGUAAUGGUUUCAUUAGCCACAAGCUCCCAGUCUGUUAGAUACACAUGCACCGCCUCAUGUAAUUCUGCACAACAGCCCUGCAGUAAAUCCGACUCGAGUACAGUUUGUAAUGCUCAUCUUUGUUGACACGUUAUCACGGAGGUGUUGAUUUGAUCACAUGGUCACUUAAAGAAAAGGUGGGAUGUCCUUAAUUCAUCCAACACUUUGAUUUUCACCUUGUACAGAAAUGAAUUAAAAUCAGCAUCAAGUUGGGUUGAAAGUUAAAUCAAGUAAAACCACCGGAAUCGUCUGGAAGCUGUUCUCAGUGCAGAAAUGAUCUGGGCCUCCUUUUUCUGGACCUUGUAACGUGGAUCCCGUGUGCCUUAUAUCAACUUUUCAUUGUUAGAGAACCUCGUGCUUCGUCACCUGUAAGAGAAACACUGCUGUUCACCUGCACACAUGAAGCUCGCUGUUACAUACGACUUCAUCCUGCAGCGCUGCAUGUGUGAAACAGUGUUUCAUAGCAAGUGUUGAGUCAUCUCAUAGACUUCUUAUUUACCCUUAUACAAUAUGUCAUUUUACAGUUUGAGGCAUCAGUGACAGUUCCUCAUGUAGCCUGUUAAUAACCUCAACAGGUGUGAUGUCAGGGGCACACCUGGACAGCUGUAGCCUUUGCUCCACGACUCCAUACAACCCCAUUUUUUUGUCAGAUGGACUUAAAUACUGGUGAUCUAAAUGCCUUGAAAAGUGGUUUCACUUGUACGUCUGCACAAACUGAUCCAGAGAAUGAGAGUGGAUCCAUUCUGUGUUCUGCCCUAUCGACUCCUCUUUUCACAUUGGCUGAUUUUACAAACGACACCUUCACGUCCCAUCAGAUUUAUUGUAAAUAAAAGUGUUUGACUGCCAAACGUUCACACUGAACAUCCGGUGCUCGUUACAUUAGAUCAUCAGGGAUGCGUGGGGGCUCUUCUACCUGCAGCUGGCAUCACAUGUUAACUGAACGGUAAACACAGCAGGUGAUCUAGUGAUGAAGGUCUGACAUUUUAAACCCACACAAUGUUCGACAGGUGUUGCAAACUGAAUACUUUGAUAUGACAUGAAGAUGGUUUGCUUUUUAAAUUGAAUCUGCUCCCCACUGCUCUGUUGUGUUGGAAAUAUAAAUAGGUAAAUCUAAAUUGAUGACAUUGUUUUGACUUUUUAUGGAACGGCAUCGUUUUUGCACAGUUUUUCAGGAUCUCUUGACUUCCUCUGUUAGUACAGUGAAGAUUUUACCAGAACUACCUACACUUCUGUUGUCUUGACCGGUUUGCUUUGUUUCUCAAAGCUGUAUGAAGAAAAUGACGAAUAAAAGCACAUAUCUA
Molecule: messenger RNA, 3311 nt
Organism: Chelmon rostratus (copperband butterflyfish)
Lineage: Eukaryota; Metazoa; Chordata; Actinopteri; Chaetodontiformes; Chaetodontidae
Gene: unc119b
Product: unc-119 homolog 1
Exons: 5
Coding region: 65-808 (247 amino acids)
Biological process (GO): nervous system development; cilium assembly; lipoprotein transport
Cellular component (GO): cilium
Molecular function (GO): lipid binding
Source: RefSeq, a predicted model, not a curated record